Dunckerocampus dactyliophorus (ringed pipefish) is the source of this 805-nucleotide messenger RNA. RefSeq names its product ATP synthase F(0) complex subunit C3, mitochondrial-like. Gene Ontology annotation, molecular function: proton transmembrane transporter activity. The record is from RefSeq and is a predicted model, not a curated record. Gene Ontology annotation, biological process: proton motive force-driven ATP synthesis; proton transmembrane transport. NCBI's taxonomy places the organism in Eukaryota, Metazoa, Chordata, Actinopteri, Syngnathiformes, Syngnathidae. The transcript is spliced from 5 exons. Bases 127 to 552 code for a protein of 141 amino acids.
CGGAAGUUAACUGCUUGAAUGGGAUAUUACGCAUGCGCAAUCUUCUCGUGCGUUCGACCUCCACUUGUCACCGACCUUGAUCAUCUUCAGCUGCCGUGGUUGACCUGACGAGGACGUCCUGUCGUGAUGUAUGCUUGUGCUAAGUUCGUUUCCACGCCCUCUCUGGUCCGUGCUGGAUCUCGGGCUCUUUACAGGCCACUGUCAGCGGCUGUAGUGUCGGAUACUAAGAGGGCAGAGACUGCUGCACUCCUGCCACCACAUGGCAUUGCUAUCUCCCAGCAACAGGUGGCGCUGCGUUGGUUUCAGACAAGCGCAGUGAGCCGUGACAUUGACACAGCCGCAAAGUUUAUUGGUGCUGGAGCUGCCACUGUUGGAGUGGCUGGGUCCGGAGCCGGUAUCGGGACCGUGUUCGGAAGCCUCAUCAUCGGCUAUGCCAGGAACCCUUCACUGAAGCAGCAGCUGUUCUCCUAUGCUAUCCUGGGCUUUGCUCUGUCUGAGGCCAUGGGUCUCUUCUGUCUGAUGGUUGCGUUCCUCAUUCUGUUUGCGAUGUAACCCAUUAAGGUGUCUACUGCCAGGGACACAUCAAAAUCAUCAAGAAGGAGCAGUCGGGGCGCCCGUGAAUGGUACCAGAACUUAAUCUAAACAUGGUGCUUAGUUGUCAUCAUCGAUGUAUGUAAUGAUUGUGAAAUCACGUGAUGUGUGGAAUUUGGCAAACCAUUUUUGAUGGAUUUUACUAGUAUAUUGUAUAUUUAAUCAAAUGUUUUUGUUAAAGACCUUACAAGAAAAUUAAAAACAUUUAAUUCUG